GUACCCUCAUGAACAUCCUCGACGCCAUCUCGUACGGCAUGAUCACGUUCCCGACGAGCGUACCCGCAUUCGCCAACUUUGGCGGCAUCGGCGUGUCCAUGUUCUUCGUCUCGUCGCUCAUCGCGCAACUCGUCUUUUCCGGCGGUGGGUCCAUCUUUGCGGCGGGCAACGGGUCCAUGAUGAUCGAGGUCGUGCCCUUCUACCACUCGAUCGUCGGCGUCCUCCAGAAGCACAUCGACGACGACGAGACGCUCGUCGCGACGACCAUGUUCGCGUACGCCACGUCGUCCAUCCUGACGGGCCUCGCGUUCGGCACGCUCGGUGCCCUGCGCCUCGGCCGCCUGAGCGAGUUCUUCCCGCGCCACAUCCUCGUCGGCACGAUUGGCGGCGUCGGCGCGUUCCUCUUCGUCACGGGCCUCCAGGUGUCGGCUCGCCUCGAGGAGGGCAGCGGGUUCUCGCUCGAGCUGGUCCGGCAUUUCUUCGACCUCGAGAUCCUGCCUCUCUGGACCAUCCCGCUCGUCCUCGCCCUCGGCCUGCGCCUCAUCACGGCCAAGUUCUCGCACCCCCUCAUCUUCCCCGCCUACUUCCUCGCCAUCCCUCCCGUCUUCUACAUCGUCGCGCUGUCGGCCCGGGUCCCGGUCGACCGCCUGCGCGCGCUCGGGUGGGUGUUCGAGGUCGACGGCGUCGACAACGAGUGGUACGAGUACAUCACGCACUUCAACCUGCGCAAGACCGACUUUGGCGCCCUCGUCGAGACGAUCCCGACCCAGCUCGCCCUCGUCUUCUUUGGCCUGCUGCACGUCCCGAUCAACGUCCCCUCGCUCGCCAUCUCGAUCGGCGAGGACAACGUCGACACGGACCGCGAGCUCGUCGCGCACGGCGUGUCCAACUUUGCGUCGGGCCUGCUCGGGUCGGUCCCCAACUACCUCGUCUACGUCAACUCGGUCCUGUUCAUCCAGAACGGCGGCACGACCCGCAUCUCGGGCUUCCUCCUCGCCGGCGGCAGCCUCGGCGUCCUCCUCGCCGGCCCGGGCCUCAUCGGGUACCUCCCUGUCUGCGUCGUGUCGGCCCUCAUCUACGUCCUCGCGCUCGACCUUGUCAAGGAGGCCGUCUGGGACACGUACUCGCGCGUGUCGUCGUUCGAGUACGCCACCAUCUGGAUCAUCAUCUUGACCAUGACGGCGUUCGACUUUACGAUCGGUCUCGCCGUCGGCCUCGUCCUUGCAUGUGUCUCGUUCGUCGUCAUGUCGUCGCAGCGUCGCGCCAUCCGGUCCAUCCUGAGCGGCUCGUCGGCGCACUCGACCGUGCGGCGGCACCCGAAGCAGAGCGCGUGGCUCGCCGACGUCGGCAGCCAGAUCCGCAUCGUCAAGCUCCAGGGCUUCCUCUUCUUCGGCACCAUCUCGAACGUCGAGGCGACCGUGCGCAAGCUGCUCGACGCCGCGAGCUGGAGCGACAACCCGAUCCGGUUCCUCGUCGUCGACUUUUCCAUGGCGAGCGGUGUCGACUUUUCGGCGGCCGAGGCGUUCGUCCGCAUGCAGCGCCUCCUCGACGAGCGCGGCGUCGUCCUCGUCCUGUGCGGCUGCCCGUUCGACUCGUCCGUCGGUAUCGCUCUUCGCAGUGUCGACCUGUGGAGCGACCACGCCGAGAACAAGGUCGUCGUCCUCGAGAACCUCAACGACGCCCUCGAGCAUUGCGAGAACGCGUUCCUGCGCAGCCUGUACUCCAAGACGUUCCGCCCGCCGGCCAUCAACACCGGCCCGACGCACUCGGGCGUCGCCAUCGCUUCCCAGAUCGAGAUGCCCAAGGCCGACCUCGACAGCGACAUCGAGGGCUUUGCCUCGUCGCCUCGCGCCAACCACCUUCGAGCUGCGGCGAGGGAGACGAUCUCGAGGGCCGAGGUCCCUCAGUCCAAGAUGAACUUCCAGCAGCCGCUGCCGAUCCUCCUCCAGGCCUUCCAGCCCUACUCGCCCGACCUCAACGAGGACUACUGCUUCCGUCUCGUGCCGUACUUCAAGCGCGUCAACGUCGAGCGAGGGACCCAGCUCUGGGCGCAUGGGUCCGAGCCCGACGCCUUCUACGUCAUCGAGUCGGGCAUGCUGCGCGCGACCUACACGUUCGCCAACUCGGCACACACGAUGACCGAGUCGAUGGUCGCCGGCACGGUCGCGGGCGAGAUGUCGUUCCUGUCGCGCACGCCGCGCAACACGAGCGUCGUCGCCGAGCGCGACAGCACGCUGUGGAAGAUGGAGGUCGGCGCACACGAGGAGCUCGGCCGCAAGGAAGGGUGGCAGUUUGCGAGGCGGUUCGAGGAGGUCGUGCUCAAGAUUGCGACGGCCGAGACCGAGGUGCUCAUGGGCCACCUCAUGUCGAGUUUGUGAGCGGCGGGUCGGGUCGUAGCUGCAUCUCUCUCUCUCCAUCUCUCUCUACAUUAGGCACUUGCAUUGGACUGCGCCGUACGAGCUU
This is a messenger RNA of Rhodotorula graminis WP1, 2463 nucleotides long. RefSeq lists its product as uncharacterized. Bases 9 to 2378 code for a protein of 789 amino acids. The transcript has 12 exons. Gene Ontology annotation, cellular component: membrane. The record is from RefSeq and is a predicted model, not a curated record. Lineage: Eukaryota; Fungi; Basidiomycota; Microbotryomycetes; Sporidiobolales; Sporidiobolaceae.